Schistosoma turkestanicum is the source of this 896-nucleotide messenger RNA. The record is from the annotation of a GenBank genome assembly. Lineage: Eukaryota; Metazoa; Platyhelminthes; Trematoda; Strigeidida; Schistosomatidae.
GGGACAUACAGAUUCACAAAUAACUGCCAACUGGCUCAUUCCUUCGUUCAUUGGACACUACUAAUUACCUGGAACCGUACGGUAAGUGCAAGAAUCGGGCGCAAAGAAAUCAGUUAGUUUAUACCCGUUCGUGAAAGAGAUAUAAGAUAUUGGAAAUUGAAGCGCAAAGGAAUCAAUUGGUUUAUACUCGCUCGUGCAAAAGACAUUGGAUUUAUUGGAUUGGGUAUUAGAAGUUGCAUCAUUUCGAAUAUGAACGCUAGGCAUCUUUGCUCAACUUUCUGCAGAAUAGGUUUCAAAAGAUAUGUAUUACCUCAAAGUAUUUCGCAUAUUUCGUCUGUGUCUAAUAAUAUUGUUGGAAGUACACUGCUUGCACACCCAUGCCUAAUUCAAAAACGAUGGAUCAAAAUUCUUUUGUCUAAACCUGAGGUGGAAAGUAAAGUGUUAGCUGUCUGCUCUGCAUAUGACAAAAUCCAACCAGAAAAGCUUACGCUGGAUUCUUCAUUUAUUAAAGAUCUCGGUCUUGACAGCUUGGACCACAUAGAAGUAAUUAUGGAGAUCGAGAAUGAAUUCCGGUUUGAAAUAAGUGACGUGGACGCGGAAAAGAUGCAUACACCUCGUGAUAUUGUAGAACAUGUGUAUCAUUCAAUUAAAAUGGCUGAACCUGCAAAUUAAAAUUUGGUGAAAUAUUGAAAAAUUCCAACUAAUAACACUAGGUUGUUCAUUAUUGUAGAUAUAUCUCCCUUGCAAUCGAUAUUAUAACUCCUUCUGAAUACACUAGUUUUGAAUAUAUGGAAGGUGUUUAAGCUCACAUAAGUUAAAUGUUCGUCGCUCUAUCUUUCUUCCGAACAUUGACGUUUUAAAAUCGCUAGAUCUCUUAGAUUAGAAGAUCAUUUCUA